This is a messenger RNA of Drosophila subobscura, 3107 nucleotides long. It is a transcript of the gene Ccn, whose product is annotated as RNA polymerase II degradation factor 1. The coding region runs from base 617 to 2152 and encodes 511 amino acids. Gene Ontology annotation, biological process: cell adhesion; signal transduction. Gene Ontology annotation, cellular component: extracellular matrix. Gene Ontology annotation, molecular function: heparin binding; integrin binding. The record is from RefSeq and is a predicted model, not a curated record. The transcript has 10 exons. NCBI's taxonomy places the organism in Eukaryota, Metazoa, Arthropoda, Insecta, Diptera, Drosophilidae.
CGUGCGUUCUGGUCGGCACUAGCGGCGUAUGCGUGAUAUUCUGGUGGUCCCCAGAGUCCUGCCUGUUGGCCCGCUGCUACGUCUGAUUGGAUUUUUGGCGCAAGUAGUCUAAAAAGCCGGCUAAAGUGUUCCGCGUGCGUGUGUGUUGCCGGAAAUACUUAGAGUAAUCGAAAGGCAGAAAAAAGUCAGCAAAAAAAAACACCAUAACAAAUUCUAAGGAAAAUUAACUUGGGGCAAUCGUUAGAAGGUGGCUCUGGCUCUGGUUCUGGCCCUCUGUUGCUGCCAUUAUUAUGUUUUGUUUUAGCCUACUGGCCUCCUGCUAACUCGAAAGUAGGUUAAUUGACGUGUGUUGUGGGUGGAUCGACGAGGAGAAUAACGCAAAAAAAAGAUACAUAUAGAAAAACAAAUACCAGAGGCACAGGCAGUGGCAGAGGCAUAGCCAUAGACAGGAAGUUCAGUGUCCAAAGGCUCAGCAAGGAGACCUCUCAAAGGAGCUUAAGCUCCAGCUUAAAGUAAAGCUUAUCCAAGGUCACUCGAGCAGCUCAAGGAGGAGAGGCAGUCGCCAGCCAAUGCAACCUGCACAGACAUCAUUAGAAGUGAACGCCAACCACACAAAAUGCUGAUACUGCUGCCAUUUUUGGGAAUAUUUGGCAAUGGUCUCGUUGCUGGAGUCGUCGAGGCGAGCCUGAGUCUGGGCUUUAGGGCCAUCAAAUUGCCCCGACAUCCCAAUCCGGCCAAUUGCAGUGUUGGCAACACAACAUUCGCACAUGGAGUCACAUUUAAAUUGGAUUGUAAAACCCAAUGCGUUUGCGAGAAUGGCCGCCACGCCUGCUCGACGCUGUGUCCCAACGAGCAGCUGCCGGCGCCGGAGGACACCAUUUCCUGCCGAUCGCCGCGCCUCGUCGAGGUGCCCGGCCACUGCUGCAAGAUGUGGCUCUGUGAGAAUCCAACAGCUGAUGUUUACGCCACCUGCCACAACAGCACCACCAGCGGCAACUGGACCGCCUGCAGCCGGAGCUGUGGCCUCGGCACGGCCACCAGGCAGACGAGCACACCCCACGCGGGCUGCCAUCAAUUGAGCAAUUUGCGGCUCUGCGAGAAUCGUAGGUGUGACGAUGGCGAUGGCGACCACAGCCAAGCGGACAAUAGGCGGCGGAGCAGCAGCAGCAGCAGCAGCAGCAGCCACUCAUUAACACGGAGAAGGAAACACCAUGUGGAGGAGGGCCAUGCCCCACACACCCAUCAUCAUCAUCAUAAUAGAGAGCAGCAGGAGCCGGCACACCGGAUACGAAAGGGCCACGAGUGCCGCAGCAUACAGCGCCUGGGUCCAGCGCGGAUUCGUUUGGGGGAAUGCGUCUCCCGUAAGCUCUAUCGACCGAAGCUGUGCGGACGCUGCCAUCGCGGACUCAAGUGCUGUGCCCCGUCGGUGUCCACCACGAUACAGGUCGAGCUGUUGUGUCCCUUAAAUGCUGUCGAUCCAAUUAACUACGUACAACAGCGUGUCCUGGCCAGACAGAGGCAACAGCAGCAGCAGCAGGACGAUGAUGAUGACGACGACAGCGAGGAUGAGGAUGAGUAUGAGCAGGAACACUCAGAGCAGCCCAAGGAGCAGCAGCAAAGUGCACAGUUAUGGGAUACCGUAGCAUUGGAACCAAUCGAUCAGGAAUUCCUGCAAUCACAUCAGAUACAAAUUGAGAAUAAAUUCAUUGCCGUCGAAUGGAUACUGAAAUGUGAAUGCAGCAAGAAUCAUUGCAAUGGUGACAGCGGCAACACCAGCAGCAACAUGCACCAUGACAACAUGUCCAACACGAAUAAAUAUGGUUACAACAAUUACAAAAACCAUAUUAAUGAGGGCCAACAGAAACCAGAGACGAGGCAGCGAGAGAGGCAGCGGCAGCGACAAAACCACGAAAAUAAUGGCCAGCCAAAUGAGCAAACCCAAAACAACGAGGAGGAUGCGGCCAACAUGGAUCUAGACCACAACGAAAUAGACAAUUCGUCCUCGGAACAACAGCCGGACAUAAUACCCUACCCAUUGAGCGUGGGCGAAACCAGUUGGAAGACCGCAAAAAUGCGACAAAAGCAGCAAAAGCAGCAGGAACAACAGCAACAUCAGUCACACCAGCAGCAACAUUGGCAACAUUACACAUAGCCCAAACAUAAAACUCAUUUGCGAUAGAGGAAAAGUGGAGAGGGCGAGGCGAGGGAUCAGAAAUCUCUGGUUAAAGUGGAGUAGCAACGGGAUCAGCAGAUUGUAGGGGCUAGGGCAGAGUAGAGUUUAAGAUUUGUACAGCAUAGCGAUACAUAAAAACAAAAGACCAGUCCCAAAGGAUGGAUGGAGGGAUGGUUGGAGUGUAAAGAGUGGAGGUACGGUAAGGGUGAUGCAAGUUAUACUUAGGAUUUGAACAUAUCGAGGCCGUAAGUUUAGGUAUGUCAAUGGAUGAUUAGGGUUAGAGGAGAACCGAAGCAAAAUCAAGCAAGCAAGAGCCCAAAAACACAGGAGGAAUCAGCAACAAGCACAAGUCAAAUAUUUCCAAAUAUUUUUGCAAGCAAAAAAUAAGAAACAACAAAAACAAGAACAUAAUUCCCCCAUAAAAUAAUACUAAUAAUAAAAGUAAUAAUAGCAUACUUAUACACAUAAUUAGUAAUAUUAAAUUUAAACAAAUAAAAAGCAAAAACCCGAAAUAAAUGUAUUGUAAAUGGCUUCGAAAUCCCUUUGCCAGAGAAGCGUAUUUUGGCCUAAGCUGCCGUCAGAGGAGGGUUAAACGCUCUGCAAGGCAACUGCUAAUUUGUGUGCAUUCAAGUUAUAACUGUUAACUGUGCUAUACUUAUACUCACUUGUAUUCGAAUCUUAUACGUAUAAGACUCACUGCUUGAAGGGUACGCUGGAUGGGGGCUUUAACAAUGAAUUUAGAUGGCUACAAUAAAUGAAUGUAAAUGAAUCAACUAUGAAUACAUAUCCCCACCCUGAUUUAAGCAGCUUAUCAACACCCACACCCACACCCACACACACACACACCCAUAGCCAUAUCAAUUGUACGAAAUAUCGAUGUAAGUUUCAGGACUAAAGUCAAACCUCUUAGCUGGCAUUCUCAGAGCUGAGCAAA